UGUAUGCGACGCCGCGCCCGCCGCGCCCGCCGCCGCCGCAGUGUGACGCGGCCCCCGACUCGCCCGGUCCUCAGUGUCCGCUGCACCGCGACCUCCUACGCUAUGCUCACCUCCAACAUGACCCAAACUAUCGCCUACAACACAUCAUGUGACAACCCAUAGACGCUGUGCCUUACAAUAUCCGCAUACUUUAUAUACACGAGUGAAAGUGUUCCAAUAUUAUAUCAGUGAAAACUUUUAUUUACUUGGAGUAUUAGUAAAAAAUAAAAUAAAUAUAAUCUAAACAAAACAUCGAAGAGAUUGUAACAAAGAAAUGUGUUUACAAAGAAAAGUAACGUAGCAACACUCGGGAACUCUGGCUACUUAAUAUUAUUUUAGUUAUGUAACGACAUCGUCGUAUCGGUUAGGUACACCUGUGUCUUUUGAUAACUGAAAACGUAAUCAACAAAUCCACGUGUUAUAAGUUUAAUCAUUUAUUUCAAACUAAUAUGUUGAAACGAAAUAUAUGUCAAUAAAUCAUUAGCAAUUUUCUAAUUCAGCCGUUGCGUUUUACCUGCAGUGACCAACAGAUUCUGUGAGCAAAUGAAAUACUUGAAAUGACAUACAGAUCGAGAAGUGUUACUUAAGUGUAGUAUAACACAUAAUCAAGUUCACCCGACGAUCAGUUGUGGUCAUGGAAAACGGUGCCUUAAAAUAUGGGAGCAACAACAACAAUAAUGACAUUGUCGAAGAGAAAGUCUUCAAGCAUAACAUAAGACUUCGGUUUUAAAAGAAACCGAAGAAUCACAGUUUUCGGAAAGAUAAAUCAAGCAUCUAUGCAAAACACGGCAAUUACUCUCUUGGAGUCGGUGUCGGCUUUCGAGAAAGACGUGCUGGAAUGUGAACACUCUGACGCAUCGGAACACGGCGGGUUCCGGUGAGAAAGUUGGCGCGGCAGCGGUAUGGAGGACCGCGGGCCCCCGGACGUGCCCUUGAUCGUGACGCCGGCGGGCGCGGCCGGCGGCGGCGCGGCGCUGACCACCUCGCGACGCGCUGCCUCCGCCCGCGGCUCGCGCGACGACGGCCCGCCCUCCACGUGGCGCUCCUCUGUCCGUGUCCACGACACCGGUUUCCGCGGCUCCCGCAAGAGCGUCGUACGUCUCGAACCACCCUGUAAUGGCCUCAACGGAUUACCUGCCAUUGGCAAGGAGGUACUGUCACUGGGCGCGACAAGUGGCCCCAAAGGGACCACGCCGAUAUCUCACCCCUGUACUAUCCUCCACCACUCUCCUUACAAGGCCGCUUGGGAUUGGUUGAUCUUGAUACUGGUGAUCUACACAGCGAUAUUCACGCCGUACGUGGCGGCCUUCCAGUUGAAUGAGCCCGACUUCGACAAGCGCUCGCGCAGCUUUGGAGAAGAUCCUAUCGUUGUCAUCGAUAUGAUAGUGGACGUAACUUUCAUAAUCGAUAUCCUAAUAAACUUCCGCACCACAUUCGUGAACGCGGCGGACGAGGUGGAGUCUGAUCCCGCGAAGAUCGCCAUGCACUACCUCCGCGGCUGGUUCGUUAUCGACCUUGUGGCCGCCAUCCCCUUCGACCUGCUACUCUUCGGCACCGACACCGAUGAACAGGGGCUGGAAAGUGAUGAGACGACGACGCUGAUCGGGCUCCUGAAGACAGCGCGGCUGCUGCGGCUCGUGCGCGUCGCCCGCAAAAUUGAUAGAUACUCCGAAUAUGGCACAGCCGUCCUUCUCCUACUUAUGUCCACCUUUGUGCUUAUUGCGCACUGGCUGGCAUGCCUGUGGUAUGCUAUCGGAAGCUGGGAACGUCCCCAGCUUCAUGCUCCUAUUGGAUGGCUGGAUGCACUGGCCAAUGACGUACAAGCAUCUUAUGAUAACUCCACUGGACCAUCCAUGAGGUCCAGGUACAUCACUGCCCUUUAUUUUACUUGUACGUCCUUAACAAGCGUAGGAUUCGGCAACGUAGCACCUAAUACGGAUAUGGAAAAGGGAUUCACAAUAUUUGUCAUGCUUGUUGGAUCUCUGAUGUACGCUAGUAUCUUUGGUAAUGUAUCGGCAAUAAUACAACGGCUCUACUCAGGAACAGCUCGCUACCACACGCAAAUAUUGAGAGUGCGAGAAUUCAUAAGAUUCCACCAGAUUGCAAAUCCCCUUCGACAACGGCUAGAAGAAUAUUUCCAGCACGCGUGGAGUUACACCAAUGGCAUAGACACGUCGAGUUUACUGAAAGGGUUCCCAGAAUGCCUUCAAGCUGACAUUUGUCUGCACCUCAACCGCAAUUUAUUGGCAAAUUGUUCUGCGUUUGAAGGUGCUAGUCCGGGAUGCUUGAGAGCGCUUUCGCUGAGAUUCAAAACCACACACGCUCCACCCGGGGAGACUCUGGUCCAUCGCGGCGAUGUUCUCACUUCGUUGUAUUUUAUUUCGAGGGGUUCUAUAGAAAUACUAAAAGAUGACAUCGUUAUGGCCAUUUUAGGAAAAGACGAUAUAUUCGGUGAGAACCCGUGCAUCUACACGACGGUGGGACGAAGCAAUUGCCGCGUGCGCGCGCUCACGUACUGCGACCUGCAUCGCGUGCACCGCGACGAUCUGCUGGACGUGCUGGACUUCUACCCCGAGUUCCGCGCCUCCUUCGUCAACAACCUCGAGAUCACCUACAACAUGCGCGAUGACGAACUAUGUGGUAUCGAACCUCGUCGCAGAAUGCGCUACGAGAACCCCAGCGAAGCGCGGCUACUGCGUGAAGCGUAUGCGCGCACCACUCGCCGUCCACACACUGAAACCUUCGCCGAGAAGGUGGAUUCCCAAUGCAGCGAUGACGAGACUGAGUCGCCCGCCAGCCGCGGAAUCCUCGAGUUUUCCACGGACAAGGCGGGUCAGGACGUCACUCCGCUCAACUUCAACUUCAGCAAGCAGCGCUCCACAACUCUCAACUCUAUCACCGGCAUGCUAGCGCAACUAAAACGGAGCUUCCCAGACCUCUACCAUCAUAAAACACACCAGCCGCUGCACAACAAAUACUCGCAAUCAACACCACAAACGUACAGAGGCCGCGCCGCGGUGCGGCGACAGUCGUCGGUGGGUCCGCUGAACGACACGUCGCCGCUGACGGGCGCGGCGGCCGGCGAGCCCGCCGUCAGCACGCCCGCGCACAGCGCCACGCUGCCUGUCUCCAGCCUCAGCACUAACCCCAGCUCCUACUAUACUAACGCCUCCCCCAGCCCCCCCGCCCCGGUCCACGUCUCCUGCGACGACAUCCUCGCCCCCGCCGCUCCACCUUCCGCCGCGAGGACGCCCUCGUCCAGGUCUGCGCCGCAUUCCGCUGUCAAUAUCCAUCAAACUGGCCGGCCUGCCGCUUUGUCUUUUAAUUCAGAAAAGGCUCAGAAUGCUGCAGUGGAUAGCAUUUCCCCUCAAUACCAAAACGUGGGAUCGGCUGCAACGGCGGCUUCAGUGGCGACGGUGCUGACGAGGCUGGAGGAGCUCAGCCGGCGUGUGGCCAUGCUGGAGACCGGCCUGACCGCAGACGUGCGCCGCAUCCUGCAGCUACUGCAAGCGCGCGAACCUACACAUCACAACGCACCUGCUCAUACGCCGUCACAACCCCUACCUAAGGCCUCGUUGUCGGUUCCUCAAACGAAUGAUAAUCAAUGGGAGUGGAGUUGGAACAGUGACCGCGAGCGCGGCGCAGGGCGGACCGGGCGCGAUCGCGCGGAGCGCACUCCCGGCGUCCAGCGAUCGGCCUCGGAGCCGCACGCGCCUGUCCCGCCGGCUCUGCCGCCACCCCCACACUCGCACUCUUUCUACAGGUAGUGUGAGGCAGGCGAGACGAGCGCUCUCCGCUCCCGGCCCUCGACGCGCUCGCUCGCUGAGUCCGCCUCGUGCGGCUCGCUGGCGGGGACCGAGCCGGCGCCCGCCGCGCCCGGCUGCACGCGCCCGGGCCCGCCGGGUCCCGCGCGCGCGCGCUUCCACUUCUGCCGGCGCGUGCGCACCGCGCGCUCCCGGCACGACGACGCCCGGAGCUUCCUGUGACGCGACACCACCCCACACAUGGACCAAUUUUAUACUUCCGUUAACGCCUAAAUUAACACGUCCUCGCGAUCUCGCAACCGGGCGGACUUCGCCCGUGCCGAGUCCAUUUGUUAUAAAAUAUUUCUCGUAUGAGCGCUUUAGUAAACACUAGAAGAAGCCCAGCGGGCCGGAUUGGUUAGAAUAUUGUAGAGACUUGGAGUAUGAUAGUACCUUUUGUGUAUCUAACACAAAUGUUUUGAAACGCAAUAAGUGAUGGAUAUAUUGGGUGCUUUAAUUUUAUCUAAUUAACGGGCUUUUAAUGUGAGCCUUUUUACUUACAUAUUUGUAAUAUACAAUAGCGCUAUCGGACAGUAUUCAUUACGCACUAUUUCGAUGUGUAGAUAAUUGUUUCGGUAAUCGCCACCUGGAAUUACUUUCAAAACUAUCCGAACGAUUUAUUUAUAUGUAAUAUCGAUCUCAGCUAAUUCAUGAUGAGGUUUAUAAGACUGAGAGACUACGUAACUCCCGUGAACUGUAUUUCCAGAAGAGAGUAAACAAAAUAACGCUUUCUACCCGUCCUUGCCCCUUGCCUUCGCGUAGUAGCUAGGUAAUACUUCUGUGGUCAAAAUCAAUGGAAAUGCUCGUUGUGGAAGUGCGUUUAUGAAGAUCACUUGACACAUAGGUAUACAUACUACCACAAUGUCUUUAAAUAAUGUAUAGCUAUAUAAUUAUUGUAUCAAACUAUUUUCGACUUCAUGUUGUUCGUUCGCAAAGCGGUUCGGAUUAUAAAAUUUUAUUGAAAAAUUUGAGUGUGACAAAGCGAAUUCUUUGCUUUUUUUUUAAUUUAAGGUUUACUAAAAUGUGGCUCAAAAAAUCUUACUUUAUGUAUAUGUUAGGUACAGAAUAAGAUUUUCGCCAAUAUAUCAUUGUAAGCAAUAAUGAAACCCACCAUAUUUUAGGAUGUAUCAUAAUUGUUUAACUAAGUUACUAUUACCACUCUAAUGAAUGAUCAACAACAUCGAAAAGCAAACUGAAAGACAUAUAUCUAUCUAUAUCAGCCUAUGUUUGAUAUUUUCAUGGAAAAUUACAUUAGGAACUGGAGAAUCUAACAAUACAAUGUUAGUCUACUGCAUACUUUAAUCACAUAUUAUUACAUUAUUAUUCUAAUACUAGUACCGAAGUACUGCAAAAUAUACAUGUACCUAUGUUUAUAAAUACAAACCUCUACCUACAUGUUACAGAAGUACCCGUGCCUUUAUUUUCAUUUGAUGUCAAAAUGGUUGACUCAAUAAUACAUUAAGUUUUAAAUAAAUUAAUUCUACUAAGUUAUUAUCUGUAUAGGUGAAUGUUGAAUGUAAUGUAUUAUAUGUUCAUUUUUAAUGUGCGUGUGGCAAACGGUGUAACUAUGCAUUGUUGCUGUGAUGUACCCAUACAAUCAAAUAAUUGUGACGACGAUGGUCUGUUCAGUCGUGGAUACACCGUCAUUUAUUUGAAAUGAGAAUAUUACACCGAUUAGCAUUUAAAAAAUACUCGUCAUCUUAUAAACAUUUCAUGACACUAAAUGAUCUCUAUUCGUGAGCUUUUUCUUUUCUUUUUUCAAAUGUACAUCACAUCGAUGGACAAACUCUGAUUGUCCUCCGUUAAAAUCAGAUUUUUUAAAUAUCUACAUACUACAAAAAAUAUAAUAUAGUUUCGAUUAAAUAGACAACACUCAACAACUAGGCAAGAUCUAUCUAAAUUCGUGUAAGAACUAUCACUAGGUACGUUGUAGGGUCUACAACAAUGUAGAUUGCUACGGCGUAGAGGCGGGCGCUACGGCAGCGUAGAAGACCGCUACCGCACGGCGCAGUGGCGGCGCGCGGCGUAGGGGAGAGCGCUACGGCGUAUCAUAGUGGAGUGGCACGUUUUACUUUUCAUGACAAAUAAAUGACAUCGUGUUAAACAACAAUACGAAUAGCACAUUUUAUUGAACUAUAUGAACGCUAAACACGAGUAAUUGUAAAUAUUAUAGUAUCUUAGGAUAUGUUUGUAAAUCGGUCAAUUCCCUGAUAAGCAUUGUUCUCGAAUCUAUAUAGAUAUUAAAUUGUUGCUUUGCUAUAUCUUUACAACUACGACGAGCACUCUAGAACUAAAUUUAAAUAUUUGCUUUUGUAGUUGUAGAAUUCCAUAUAUUUACUAGGUAAUUCGUAUGUUCACAACAUUACUGGUUCCUCGUCAAUGAAUAGACAUGUUAUCGUUCAUUAUUAUUUUAAUAAUCUAAGCUAGAUUUUUAGUACCAAAAAUAAAUAAAUAAAUGAAAUUACAUAUUAUCCUCAAAAUAGCACAUUUUUGUACUCAACUCGUUACGUACAAGGUAGAACUUCUAACAUGUUAGUCAAAGUGCAAAAGAUAAUUGGACCUUUUCAUUUAACAUUUAUACAAUUACACGUAGCCUAGUUGUUUAUAUCCAGACUAGUGGAACAUACAUAUAACUAUGCGAAUGGAGAAUCGAGUAGAUAUUUACUUGUUAAUAUGAAUAAAGCAAAUCAGGUUAAAUGUAAUUCUAGAUAGGUAGAAUCUCAAAAGUAGCAAAUGUUUGGCUAGAUAUAACGCAUUAACGCAUUCUUUGUUAAAACCUGAAUUGUACAUAAUAAAACGUAACUAAAAAUAUAUUUCAUUCCAUAAACAGAACGAAACUUUAGACUGAAAAUAUACACUAGGUCUUCGAAGUAUUAUUUGACUACUCAUAGAUCACACACACAUAAAUGCUAUUAAUGUCCGCAGUCAACGCCUAAUUCGAAAAAUGUUGUAUUAAAAUUCUAAUUGGAUGUUUUUUGGUGUCCGUGUUUACGAUUAAAUCGAACAAAGCAUGUGCAAACUAAAGCAAUUCGACUUAGUUUAUAAAAUAUACAUUUAUCAUGUUAAUAAAAAUCUUAAGUAAUUUUCAAAUCCUAAUUUAUUUUUUAUGACUCAAGGUUAUUAGAAUACGUAAUUUUUAUAGUCAAAUGUUACACUUUUUAAUCGUUACUUUACCACUGAUACUAUGUCAUAAUAGUACUUAGUUACACAAAUUUUGUAGUAAUUACAUUAAUGUUUGACAAUAAAAAUUGCUAUUAGUACUACCUACUCGUACAUCAUCUGUACUCGAGAGCACAAAUAAUGCCUAAGGAAAAUUGUAUGUUAACCUCAAAAUAUGAAAGCGGAACUCUCUGCGUAAAUAACAUAAUGAAAAUGCGUUUAGUUACAGUUCGGACGAUACUUAGAUCAUUACUUGUAGUAUUUAAUUAUCUGUAUAUUUUGAGAUUAUCAUGAAUCAGCGUUGAGGUCACAGGGGUUGAUUACGGCGCUUACGCACAGGGUGUAUGUUAAUUUUUUUGAAUAAAAAUAAGCUAGCUUUUAAGGUAAUCUUCUUUUAACUAUACAUAUUAGUAGGUAGUACCUAUUUACCUACCUACAUUUUAUGUAUCUAGUAAGAGAAAGUUUAAAUCAGAAGCUGAAGGUUACGGGCACUUAUGCACAUAUGCUUUAAAUACCUUUUUUAAUUAGUUUAUUGAAAUGCUUCGGUAUUCGUCAGCGUAUGAAUUGAAGUGAUCAACUAUAUACAAUAUAUACCUAUACAGAAUCACAAUUUCUGUAAGUUAUGUAUAGGUAGAUAUAGGGAUAAUUUAUAAUGGAAAAGUGAAAUGUUAUCAACUAUUUUUUCACUCGCCGCAUUAAUUGUGAAAUUAUAUUGUAUCAAGCAUAACUUGAAUAUAAAUCGACACAACUAUUUGUAUCUGAAUAAGUAUAAAACUAACCCUAUCUAACCACAUGGUUAGUUUUUAUUAGAUUUUUAUAUCCCCGUAGACACCAAAUCAUAUAACAUUAUCAGGCUAUAUCCUGAUUAACUAGAUUCACUACAAUUCAAACUUGACAUAAUAUCAAAACAUUUACUGAUUUAUUUAUUGAACAUCAUAUUUGAAACUUUCGUAAUCUUUACAAAUAGGUACUUAUAAUUUGGUUGAAUGAAAUGGUUGAAUGCAAAGUUACAUAUGAUACUUAAUUAUUUAAUUUAUGACUAAAGCAUUGGAGUCAUGUCUAACUUGUAAUAAUUUAUAAUUUUAGUAUGUACUCAACGCCGUUUUAAAUGGGACAGCUCUUAUACAUAUAAUGAAUAAGGUAAGCAAGAACUAUACCUUACGGAAAGAUGUUCGCUUAAUCAUUUAAAAAUUGUUGCCUUGAAAUAUUUAGUCACAAAAAACUGGUUGUUUCAGCAUUGAAUAAUCUCACGAUUAUAAUAAAUUAGAGAUAUUGUAAUUAUAAGUUAAGUAUUUUGUAUUUCGAAAACAUUAUGCGCAAAAUAAACGCGUGCAUUGUAUUAUGUAAUUUUGUCUGUGAUCAAAAUUUUGUAUUGUUAAGCUGAAAGUGAAGCACACACCUAAUUAUUUCGAAAUGUGAGAUGUGAUGGUACGAGUAAAAUACCUACUUGUUCAUACAGUCUGAAAGUUAUUAUAUUCCACAUUAUAGUUGACUAUGAUCUAUGAUGGUUAAUACUAUGGUAAGAUUAUUGAAUCUAAAUAAACUUUAUAACAUUUAUCUAAGCACAUAUAUAAAUCGAGACUCCUUUAUUCAUAUCAGUACCUAAUGGAAAUUAUGCAAAUUGCGACAAUAAUUUAAUAAAAGUCCUAAAUAUAUUUGAGAAAGAUAUUGCUUUUUUUUUACUUUGAUAACCUGCUUAAUUUAAAGUAUUUUCACAGAAUGUGUAAACAAGUAAGUGUAACUAUUAAUAAAUAUAUACGGUCAUCACUUUUUAUCGUAAUUUCAUGGUUAUUAAUCUACAUCACAUCACACUAAAAUAUAGUUGUCUAAGUUCUGUUACAAAAUAUCGUGCUAAAGCAUGUUGCGUGUUAAUAAAAUGGUAAUAAUAUAAAAACUUAAUAGUUUCAACUGAUUGUUAAAAGUCGGUAAUAGAAUGAUAAUUAAAAUACUUAUAACGAUCUGAUUUUGUAGUCGGUUGGUUUGUCACUAAGGAUUUAUUAUUAUAAACAUGUUGUGUAGUGGGUAGUGCCUUGCUCACCACGAUAACAUUCAGUGUUUUAUACACAUUAUAAUACGUACCAACACAAUAUAUUCCUACUACACUCGUAAUUUGUUACCGAAAGUAUGGAAGGAAAAUAGACUAGAAAUAGACAACUUUAUUUACAAAUUACUUUUAAUACAGGAUGCAUCGCUAAUAGGUAGUUGUUUUGCUAUCCUUUAUGCCUAAUUAUUGAAUGUAGACAACGCUAUAGCAUUGGCAACAUUAUUCAGAACUUCUUAUGCAUUUCUACAUUACAACGAUUAUUUUUAACAAAAGCACUGACUGGAUAAUAGUUCAUUUAAAAAACACAAAUAUAUCAUGCUUUUUACAUUUUAUACGACAUUAUUGAUUAUAAUUGAAUGUUUGUUCAUUAUCGUAAUAUGGAAGGUAGGUACGUGAGACAAACAUCACAGGUUCCUCCCUAGGUCAUUGUUUAUAAAGCACACUAGUCACAUACCUAGUUUAAAAAUUUGGAUUCAUUGAACGGUGUAUUUUUUCUUAAGAAGUGAGUUCAGUGGAAUAAAAUAUCACGCACAUGCGA
Molecule: messenger RNA, 9583 nt
Organism: Plodia interpunctella (Indianmeal moth)
Lineage: Eukaryota; Metazoa; Arthropoda; Insecta; Lepidoptera; Pyralidae
Product: potassium voltage-gated channel unc-103-like
Exons: 21
Coding region: 942-3806 (954 amino acids)
Biological process (GO): potassium ion transmembrane transport; membrane repolarization during action potential
Cellular component (GO): plasma membrane
Molecular function (GO): inward rectifier potassium channel activity
Source: RefSeq, a predicted model, not a curated record